Platichthys flesus (European flounder) is the source of this 3602-nucleotide messenger RNA. It is a transcript of the gene frmd4bb, whose product is annotated as FERM domain containing 4Bb. Gene Ontology annotation, biological process: establishment of epithelial cell polarity. Gene Ontology annotation, cellular component: adherens junction; cytoskeleton; bicellular tight junction. The transcript is spliced from 22 exons. The record is from RefSeq and is a predicted model, not a curated record. Lineage: Eukaryota; Metazoa; Chordata; Actinopteri; Pleuronectiformes; Pleuronectidae. Bases 19 to 3036 code for a protein of 1005 amino acids.
CUCUCUCUCCUCCUGCAGAUGACCGAGGGCAGACUUUGUCAAGUGCAGCUGCUGGACGACAGGAAGCUUGAGCUGCUGGUUCAGCCUAAGCUGCUGUCCUACGAGCUCCUCGACUUGGUGACCUCCCACUUCAACCUCAAAGAGAAGGAAUUCUUUGGACUCGCAUAUUCCGAUGACAAUGGUCAGCGGAAGUGGCUGCAGAUGGACCGCAGGGUUCAUGAACAUGACUUCUCCAAGAAGCCCGGGCCCAUCACCCUCAGCUUCCUGGUCAGGUUCUAUGUAGAAAACAUAACGCUGCUUAAGGACAUCAUCACGGUGGAGUUGUUCUUCCUGAACGCAAAAUCUGCUGUCUACAAUGGGAUCAUCGAAGUGGAAAGUGAAAACGUCUUCAAAUUAGCCGCGAAUGCUUUGCAGGAGGCGAAGGGAGACUACACAAGUGACGAAAACACUCGAGCGGACUUGAAGAAACUCCCAACCCUUCCCACCAAAGUACUUAAGGAACAUCCAUCUCUUGCAUACUGUGAGGAUCGAGUGAUUGAAUAUUAUAAACAGCGGAAAGGGGUCUCCAGAGGACAGGCCAUUGUGCAGUAUCUGACAUUAGUGGAAUCACUGCCCACGUACGGCGUGCACUAUUAUGAAGUUAAGGAUAAACAAGGGAUGCCCUGGUGGCUUGGAAUCAGCUAUAAAGGCAUCGGCCAGUACGACCUGCAGGACAGAUUAAAACCUCGAAAGCUCUACCAGUGGAAGCAGCUGGAAAACCUGUACUUCCGAGAGAAAAAGUUUGCCGUGGAAGUUAACGAUCCUCACAGGAGAGCUGUAACCAAGCGCACUUUCGGGCAGACAGGCCUUAUCAUCCACACGUGGUAUGCCAGCCACUCUCUGAUCAAAACCAUCUGGGUCAUGGCUAUUAGCCAGCACCAGUUCUACCUGGAUAGAAAGCAAAGUAAAGGAAAAUUAGUAGCAGCAAGGAGCUUGGACGAAAUUGCCAUGGAUCUCACGGACCACGGAGGACCAAAGAUAAACAGACUGGCAGACGCAAGCCUGAAGAAUAACUUAAUAACAUCCAGCAAUGGGAGCCUGGUCUCUACAGGAUCCGGAGACUCUGAGAUGAGUGAGGAGCAGAAGAAAGAGAAGCUGUCUGAGCUGAGAAAAAAAGAGCAGGACAUCCAAGACAUCUUGGCCAAGAAAACAAAGGAACUGAAAAAGAUUUGUCUGCGAGAGGCGGAGCUCACUGGCAAGCUGCCGCUGGACUAUCCCCUCUCCUCAGGUGAGAGGCCGCCGCAGGUCAGACGGCGAGUUGGCACCGCUUUCAAGCUGGAUGACCUGUUCCCCUACAACGAGGAUCCUUUCCUUAGGAACCUGGAGAGCAGAUUCGCGCUACAGCAAAAGAUUGUGGAGGCAGCCAAAAAACUUGCAAAUGAGUCAGACUUGUGCAAAACAGUGAAAAAGAAGAGGAGAAGAAACUGUCUGGACGCCAUGCACCGGCUCCAGCUGAUAGAGGACGAGAUGAACCAGUACAGGAUCAAGAAGGGGAAGAAGCCCACGCAGCGGGCCUCCGUCAUCAUCGCAGAUGAACUCAUCCGUUCAGACUGCAGCUCCCUGUCGAGUCUCCCACUGGAUGAUGAUGAUUCAGACGGCGUCAAUCAGAGGCCGCGGUCACGGUCGGUCCAAGGCUCCCCUCAGCUCAGUCCCAUGCGCUCGCUGGGGGCGGACUAUGAUCUGGAUCGACAGGGAUGUCCGAGGGAAAAUCACAAGAACAGCAAGAACCACAGCAGAUUAGCUUUUGAAGGCCAGUCGGGUUCCCACUACUACCAGAAUCCAAGAGAGGUCUCCUCCACUCACAGUAGUCCCUGUAAAACCCUUCCCAGACCUUCCAGAGAUCCACGCAGCAUGCCUCCUACCCCGGUUAUGACCCGCAAUGCCUACAGCAGCAGCCAGCUCAGGUCGGAGGGGUCUCCUCAUGGCUUCAGGCAGCGCAGCGGGAGUCUGGAGUCGCAGCCCCGACUAAGAAAAGACACCGACUCCGAGAAGCCGGUGUUCAUAUUGUCCCACCGCAGCAACAGCACAGAGGUGUUGGAGGACUUCUCCUCCUACACCAGUCAGUCCAGCCUGGACUACUGCGGGCCGGCCAACUCCCACUACAGUACACUGGACUCCCGCACCUCCACCAUGCAUCGUCUCCACAGGAAGGUGGAGGUGUACGGAAACACCGGGAGCAUGCCCAACUUGGUGCAGCACCAUGCCGGCUGCAGUUACUCCUGUGACACCCCAUCCCACUAUGCCCAGAGUCCCUACUACGUCACUGACUACGCCUGCUCGGACAUUGAGCCGUACUCUAACGGUGCGUACGUGUAUGAGGACGAAGUCGAGGGCCACUACAACGUCAACCCUUCCUACCAAACGAAUGGGUACCACGGACAUGACAGAUUCAGGCAUUACAGCAGUGACCGGGCAGAUGGUCUAUCCCAGAAUCCCUAUGCCACAAUGAGGCCGCCGCGGAACAGGGACGGCCCCAGGAAUGAGCUCCUGGCCAAGAACAUGCAGAAGGCCCUGGUGGCGGAGCAUCUGAAAGGCUGGUACCAUCGCAGCAGGGUCCCCAGGGAGGGAGGGAGAGGGCCGCUCACCGGGUACGAUUUCGACAGCGGCUCCCAGCUCAGCCUGGGCUACCAGACCAUGCCAGCGGGCUUCAGCCACUCCAGCAGAACCACGUCCUUCUCCUCAGUGUCCUCAGCGGAGAGCGCGGGCAACUGGCGCAAUCAGCUGGCAGUGGGCCUGACGGAGUACGACUCGCCCGUCACACCUCAGUACCCUCAGCCCGGAGGCCACGCCUCGCCCUACAACCGCAGUCCGGCACACAGCAGAUUUUACCUGGAUGGAGGCUACAUGAGCAUCCGCCCAGGGCCAGCAGCACGUGAAGGGGAUCAAGUUGGAACACGGGAUGCACACACAAACGUUUCUGGCUGCCACAACUCUCGUCUCAGGGGGUGUUACAUCCGUGGCAGCCCGCGUGUGCACCUGUCCUCAUGUUUAAAGUAAACUCUGAACACAGGGAUGAGACUCUUGAAUGACUUUCCCAUGUGCCUUGGAUUGGAUGAAUUGUACAGGUAGAUCAGAAUUGUGUCGAGAAACUUUAAGGUGUUGCACAGACGCACUGGAUUCAAACGCUAUUGUGUAUCAAAGAUGGUGAAAUAAGAGGCAACAUGUGUUUUUUUUUUUAUCCCGAUCCAAAUUGAAAACAAAGCUUGAGCAGUUUUUUGAUCGUCAUUGGAGCUGAACUGUGUAUUGGAUAAAUUUCCCAUUUCUUCCUUUCUUUUAACAUUGAAUGAGAACGUAUCAUGUCAAUAUUGUUUAUAGAAACCAUUUGUUCACGUUGGUGCCGUAGUGUUUUAAGAUGCAUGGUGAGAACAUAGAUCUUUUGAUAAGAACUUCUUUUUUUUAUGAUAACAGAAGACCACUGCCGUGAACACCAUGUCCAUGACUCCUUAUCCUCCUUUUCUCACAUAUUUGUACAGUCACCGUGUGUAGUGAUAUGUCGUUAGAUGUUGUCAUUAAAUAUUUUCCACUGGGAACACAGAUGUGAAUAAAUACAUGUAUGACACAGA